Messenger RNA from Kickxella alabastrina, 547 nucleotides. RefSeq lists its product as uncharacterized. The annotation marks the transcript as partial. The transcript has 2 exons. NCBI's taxonomy places the organism in Eukaryota, Fungi, Kickxellomycota, Kickxellomycetes, Kickxellales, Kickxellaceae. The record is from RefSeq and is a predicted model, not a curated record. Gene Ontology annotation, cellular component: membrane. Gene Ontology annotation, molecular function: ATPase-coupled transmembrane transporter activity. Gene Ontology annotation, biological process: transmembrane transport.
GGCGAGUUUGUCACUGUUGUUGGAGGGAUUGGCAGCGACAAGUCGUCACUUCUUUCUGGCUUGUGUGGUGAAAUACCCAUUGCCAGCGGCCAAAGCUCUGUGCGCGGCAGCAUUGUAUAUCUCUGCCAAGAGGCUUUUGUAAUCAAUGUCAUGUUCCGCAAAAAUGUACUUAUGGGGGCUAAAUACAAAUAAAAAACAUUUUAAUCGGGUGAUCGAGGACAGUGCUUUAACAGGGGAUGUCACGCAUCUUCCGGCUGGCGAUAUGACCAAAAUUGGCCGCAACAGCAUCAAUCUGUCGGGCGGACAAAAGGCUUGGGUGGCUUUAACGAGUUGUUAUAGGGCGCUGCAUUUCCAAGCAGAUGUGUACAUCUUUGACGACUUGCUCUCGGCCGUCGACGUGCAGGUUGAGCGGUAUAUUGUUGAGAAUGUGCUGAUUAGUGGUGCUAUAAUAAGCAGCAAGACGCGCGCUCUGGUUACUAACGCCGAAGACCUGGUUCCGUUUAGUGUUAAAAUUGUUACGCUUGUGGAUGGCCACGCUAAAGUUGUC